CCGGUCAGUGCAACCUUGGCCGCGCGAAAGCGACCACCAGUGGCGGGAAAGUAACAAAAAAAGCGCGCGAACUUUGACAGCAGUUAAAAUGUUACCGAGAAAAAGCUGCGUGAUAUUAUUACUGUUCUUGUCGACGGUUCAGAGUGCGAGUUUAUUGGAACGUUCGUACGAAUAUGUUACUAAUUUAGGCAAAAAUAUAGCGCCGAGUGUUAUGUCGUUUUUUGACUGCUUCGGCGAAGACGACGCGUGGAAUUGUGCAAAGGAAAAAGCGGGCAAGAUGCUGGACAACUGGGACGAUGAGGUAGAUAAACAGCGACGUCAGUGGCAGGAGGCGGCAGACGCGGAGGUGCGUGAGUCGGGACGGGCGUUGGAUGCUCUGCCCUCGCAGCUUGGCUCAGAGGUGGAGCAGUCGCUGGCCGUCUUCGCCGAACUGCUACAGCACGGAGUCGCCAGAGCACUGGAAAGGCGAAGGCAAGACAACAUUGAAGAUUUUAAACCAGCGUCUGUUGUGAACAAUGAUAAAAAAAUUAAAAUGCGAAAACCAAAACCACCAAAGAUUCAUCUUCUCAAUCCGAUACAGAAGAAAAAAGAAGAAGGCAGAGGAUUCGCACAGGGAAAAGUGCAAUCAUGGGUUAUAGGUGAAAAAGGUGACGAGUACUUUAAGACUGACUUAACAAAUUCAGAAGACGCUAGAAGUUCGCUGAACAAUCCAGAGUUUGAAAUAGAAGAUAUUGAUCAGGAAGACGCUGAAAUAGAACUGGCAAGAAAAGAAUGGAAUGAUUCAAAAAUUGAUGUGAACAGAAAAGGUAGAGGUCUGGUGUCAGAGAUGUGGGGCAUUGGGGAGCAGGCGCUGGACGCGUUGGCCGAGCAUGUAGUACACAACGAAAAUGUUGAUAAUGGAAUCCAGGAUAAAAGUUCCUUUGAAGAGCAAAGAGGCAAAAAGAAGAAGAAGAAGAAGGCAAUUCUAAAGCUGCUGAUUCUGGGUGCGGUACUCAAGGCUAAGAUAGGGACACUUCUACAAAUAUUGUCGUUCAAGCUACAGGUGAAAUUCUUCAUAAUAGCGCUGAUCGGUCUGGCCAUUAACUUGGCGAGGUUUUGGGUCGAGCUAAAGAACAAGCACCAUCAGCCUCAGAAGGUGAUUUACUACGAGCACGCGCAGCAUCAGCACCACUACGAGCACGAAGAUGAACCUGGCUGGGGGCCCUGGGCACGCAACAUCGAUCCCGAGGACAUAGACGUAGAUGCGGACGUGGACCGCAACAUGCGGCCGUACCGCGCUCAAGAACGCAUCGCAACUCCCCGCCCAUUGCUCACGUUGUCGUAACGUCGCCCAACACGUAACCAACGCACAGCCAGUGUUAGCUUUAUACCAAGUGAUUGAUGAAAUUAUAAAAUAAACCUUAUUUAUUUGUAUGUUUUGUUGCGUGAACACAACAUUUUAUGUUAACCUACUUGUUGAUUAGUUAUUGAUGUACUCAGAGGUCUAAUAUAAAUGUCAUGUCUUCAAUCUUUCCAGCAAGUUAAGAUGCUUUACUAAUCGUUGGUUUCUGAGACCAAAAUUCC
Molecule: messenger RNA, 1563 nt
Organism: Papilio machaon (common yellow swallowtail)
Lineage: Eukaryota; Metazoa; Arthropoda; Insecta; Lepidoptera; Papilionidae
Exons: 7
Coding region: 89-1324 (411 amino acids)
Source: RefSeq, a predicted model, not a curated record